AUGGAGGAAGAUCACUACGACACUCCAUGGGAGUUCCUGUCGCGUCCGACGUCGAUGCGGCUGUCCGCGGCCGACGUCAACGAGUUUGCCGCCAGAAGACAACGUGACGCCCGUCUUUCUGCCGUCGGCUCGCCUCAGCCGUCUCCACAUGGUUUGUUGAAACUCUUUCAAAAGGGAAUGAAAUGUUCAACAAAGACUGAACAAGUUCCCACCAGGGAGUGUUCUGAGCUUCCAGUGGGACUUCUGAAUGAGACUAGGUUCACCAUAUGUAGUUUUUCACGCUGAUUCCAAAUCUGGUCUUGAUAGCACUCAGCGCCCGCACUCUCUUAUCAUGCGCUGAGCUUUGGAAAAAAAGGUUCAAUCGAAGACAAGACGGUCAAAUUUUCGACUUUUGAAAGCCCCCAACUGUUUUCACACACCUCGAGAGCUACUUUUAAUACCAGAUUUGGAAUCAGCGUGGAAAACUACAUCUAGUAAAUCUAGUUAAUUCAGAUGUGAGCUCAGAACGAUCCCUAGUCUUCCCAAAUCUUUGCAAUCAGUGAUGAAAAUACAGCUCUUCAAUAAGUUCAAACUACAGCGUCGCCUUCUCUUUCUCAAUCUUCUUCGUUCGUUCAACAACUUGUCAACCUUGGCAACUCGGCGGUUGAGGCUCGACGUUCAAAGGACCGAAGAAUAGAGCUCAAACGAGAGGAACUUCGUAGCCUUGUCAGUUGUUUUUUCCGCGCUCUCCUCAUUUUCAAACUUAGGACGAAGUUCUUCUGGAGAAAAACGUGGAUCGAGUGGAAGCAGAAAAACGCUUGGAGAGCCGUCCUCUCGGCGACUUUCUGCUGCGUUCCCGUGGCGAGGGAAGUGCAGCUCUCUCGCUUCGAGCCUCCAGAGGCGUCCUCCACAUCAAAAUCGAACAGAAAGGCGAUAAAUGGAUCAUCGGUGCGUUGAUUUUCCUGAGGGCCUAAUUCCCUCGUAUUAUUGGCUUUUUGUCCUGUUCCGCGGUCUAUCAUGAAACGUUCGCUGAAUGAGAAAUUCAACCUUGGCGCCGCCGACUCGUCACCUCAUUCCCAAUUCGCAUUUUCAAAUUGAUUGACAUAAGUAUUUUCACGAUUCUCCCGAUGUGGUGAUGAAAAGAAGGUCCAAGUGGAACAGUUAUGAACAUUUUCCCAGUAGGAUUUCAUAAAACCAAAAGAAUCCAUGGCAUUACUUCUUCAAGCUUUUUUGAACUUUAGUUAUAAAAAUUAGCGUACCUGUAGUUUCUCCGGAUGCAUUUGCGUUUUCGGUCAGUUUUCAAGAAGCUUCAAAGUAUUUCAACGAUAAAAGUGUAAAAAUAAAGCAAAAACUUUUUUCUGUCCUUCGUUCCACACGUGAGGCUAUAAUGUAGUUUCCCGUCAAACGAUGAGCAAAACUGAAAUAAUCACUAAUGAUUUUAGCUGUUUUUUUCUACAAAACUGCACUAAACAUUUUUUCCAAAUGCCUUUUGGGUGAAUGAAAAGGUUUAGAGCGGUUUUCUAUCAAAAAAAAAAAAAAAAAAAAAUAUUAUUCUUGAACGGGUGAGAGAAAAAACGUGUUAUAGCCGAUUCCGUGCCAAUUUUGUGAAAAAUUCAACUAAUAUUCGGAAAUAUAGAGAUGAUUUUGAAUUUCGCAGAAAUUUUCUUUGAACACGGCAUGUGCGAGAGCGCCGCAGUGCAUGCACACAACACUACACUUUACGGAAAAAAAAAUAUAGGCGGGGCGUCGUUAAAAAACGCCGUGUGUCACUUUUUUCUUUCCGCCAAAAGUACCGUAAACCAACUUAGAUUAAAAUUGAGCAUCUUCGCUUCAAUACUUUCGUUUUUUGCUGUCUUUAUAGCAGUUUUGUAGAGCAAAAGUUUGUAUUUACGGUAGCUUUUUCUUUUUUGUUUUCGACUUUUAAAAAAAUGUCAAAUUUCCAUCUAAUAAACGCAACUUUGCAGGCGAAGGUCCCAGUUUUCGGUCCAUCUCCUCGGCAGUUCAGUAUUACCGACGACAUCCGCUGCCGAUCCGCGGCGCCGACCACAUGCUUCUCAACCAGCAACUCCCUCACGCUCUACGGAUAUGA
Caenorhabditis auriculariae is the source of this 2068-nucleotide messenger RNA. The record is from the annotation of a GenBank genome assembly. NCBI's taxonomy places the organism in Eukaryota, Metazoa, Nematoda, Chromadorea, Rhabditida, Rhabditidae.